UUCCUUUUUCAUUCACCAUUUCCAUAUCAAACUUUUUAGAGAGAGAAGUUGAAGAAGAAGAAGCGUCGCUAAUGGCUACUGGAUGGGUAAAAUCAAUGCAAUGCAAAUACGCCGCCAUAGACGACGUCGUUCAUCGCCACCACCACCGUUACCACCGCCAUGAAUCUCAUUCCCACCGUUACCACCGCCAUGAAUCCGAUUCAAAGCAUCACACAACCACCCCUUCCACAAGUUGCAGAAAAAGCGUCGACAAUCUCAAAGGCAUCAUAGAAACCACCAAACAGAUCAAGAAAUCUAAACAACAACCGCCGCCGCCGCCACCACCAGUAUCCAGGAUCCGACAUAACCCACCACCGCCGCUGCCGCCGUCGGCGACGGCGGCGAUUACUCCCGUACUUACAGAACUAGCAGAAGGACAUCAAUCUAGAAAUGUCGUGGAGAUAAUCUUUCAUACGGGUUGGUCGCCUAAAGCUUUCAUGGGUCGAAUGGAAAUGGUGUUUAAAGUUCAAAACGCAAACCGAACCGUUACUAGAUUUGAAGAAUACAGAGACACCGUUAAAUCAAGGGCGGACAUCGCCGGAGGAGGGAGUGAGGAUCUUUCACGAUGUAUAGCCGACGGCAACGAGAUGAUGAGAUUCCAAUGUUUGGGACCCACCAACGGCGGUCCGGUUUGCGAUGCUGGUGGCGCGUGGGGAGUAAAUGCUGUUAAAGGGGCUACUAUUUGCACGUUUUCCGGUAGCGGUGGUGCACACGACGCCGCCGGCGGAGGGAAAGGUCGGAGGGCUAUGUUGGUUUGUAGGGUAAUUGCAGGGAGGGUAUGUAAGAGACUCGGACUUGAUUCCUUAUUGGAAGACCGGGUCGGGUUUGACUCGGUGAGUCGGGAAGAUGACGAGUUGCUUGUGUUUGAUUCACGCGCGGUAUUGCCUUGUUUCCUUAUUAUUUACAAACUGUAAACUUUUCAAAAAAAAUAUUAAAAAAAAGUCCUUAUAUUUUCUAUC
Molecule: messenger RNA, 998 nt
Organism: Impatiens glandulifera
Lineage: Eukaryota; Viridiplantae; Streptophyta; Magnoliopsida; Ericales; Balsaminaceae
Exons: 1
Coding region: 72-953 (293 amino acids)
Source: RefSeq, a predicted model, not a curated record